UGGAUACCUACAUGUAGGUAGUACUAGUAGUACAUAUGCAAUGUCGAAUGGGAAUUGUCGCAUCCGAGAUCUUUGCUAAUCAAUUCCCAAUCCCGCCAACUUUUACUAAUUGCCGAAUUCUUAAUUGAACUUCCUUUCGCCUCAUCGCCUACCUAAGCUUGAGAACAGGGUGUGUUACUUUCUACUAAGUACCUACAUGCAGUAGGUAGCAAGAUGCCUCGACCUAUUGUUGCCCCGCGCUCGCGGCCUCUAUGUCAGAUUUGUGAUUCGGUCAUCAACCGUCGCUUAUACUCUACGAACCCCUUAUUGAGAUUUCGCAAUCCUGCCGGGUCACGGGCACACUAUGGAAAACCCCAAUUGGGAGCCAAAACAGCCCAGCCACGGCCCUUAGUAUCGGCAGUAUUGCCGACUCGGAACUCUAACUCUACACCUGGCUCCCGGAAUAUCCACGAUACUACAGGAGAACGUGGUGAUCCGGUGAAGCAAGUACCCAGGGCGGCGCCCAAGUCAGAACGUGCCGAGUUGUCAUCCAUCACUAAUAUGAUGACUUACUUGGAAAAAAGUAAACUAAAAGUCGUCUCAGAUCGACGCAUACCGCCAGAAGCUGACGUGAUGGCUGCGCUUCAAGCAUGCUACAUCGUAGCUGAUUAUAUCAUGGACGAUACUGUAAAACCUCAAAUAACUCAUAUGGUGAAUGAGCUUGAUUCGACUGCCGCAGAACUCCUCUCACUGGACAGUACGAGCAAUUCCAAGUCAUCCGAGCUUUCUGAAGACACAAGUGCUGCCGCCAUAACAGCCCAGGUCAAACAAAUCAUCGACAUGGUAUCAGAUACUGCCUACGAGGUGAUAUCACAUCCGAAUGUUUUCAUCACAUCUGAACUACUGGAAAAAUACGUCUCUGUCCAAGCCCGCCUUGGCAGACCUGAGUCUCUUCCCCAGGUCUUUCAAUUGUAUGCUUCGAAGCCAAUGCCUCGCGAAGCCGCGGGGUCCAUUAGCUACGCCAAGCAGAAUCCAAACAGGCUAGCGAACGCCAUUCAACCAAAGAUAAUUGAGAAGGCGCUUGACACUGCCAUCGAAGCUAAGAAUCUAGAUGCGGCAGUUGGGAUUAUUGAGAACAGCUACAGCAAGAAAGCAUUUAUUCGAAAUAAAGUCGUACGCCAAUGCGCACUACCGUUAGCAACGUUCACUGCGGCGCCUAUUGCCGCCUAUAUUUUAGCUACAAGCUUAUCUGGUCUACAAGAGUCCAUGGACAACGAUACAGCAACCAAUGUGGCUUUUAUCGGCAUCUUAGCCUACGUCGGCUGCACGGCGUCCAUUGGCUUUGUGGCGAUGGCGACGGCAAACGACCAGAUGAAACGGGUGUCGUGGGCUCCCGGUGUACCUCUACGGAUGCGAUGGAUGAGAGAGGAUGAGAGGGCUGCGUUGGAUAAAGUUAGUUGCGCGUGGGGGUUCCGGGAGAAAUGGCGCCAAGGUGAAGAAGAAGGGCCGGACUGGGAUUCUCUACGAGAGUACAUUGGCCAAAAGGGCAUGAUUCUGGACCGUACCGAACUGAUGGAAGGGAUGGAUUACUAACCUAGAUCUAUGCCGUAAGGUUGCAAUCCCCUUAAUGAUCUACGUGUUACUGAGAUUCACAGAUAGCUUGAGAUCGGCCAUGGUUGGGCUCUGCUAAGGAUCCCCACUAGAAGAGAUAGCCACAAUGCCCAAGAGCCCGAUUCGAUUCUGCAAAUUAUGGGUUCCUUGUCUUGCUUGGGGGAUUACUUUUUUGAUUUGCCAAGGAUCGA
Molecule: messenger RNA, 1781 nt
Organism: Hypoxylon fragiforme
Lineage: Eukaryota; Fungi; Ascomycota; Sordariomycetes; Xylariales; Hypoxylaceae
Exons: 1
Coding region: 214-1572 (452 amino acids)
Source: RefSeq, a predicted model, not a curated record